Messenger RNA from Calidris pugnax (ruff), 8246 nucleotides. RefSeq names its product microtubule associated tumor suppressor candidate 2 (gene MTUS2). The record is from RefSeq and is a predicted model, not a curated record. Gene Ontology annotation, cellular component: nucleus; cytoplasm. NCBI's taxonomy places the organism in Eukaryota, Metazoa, Chordata, Aves, Charadriiformes, Scolopacidae. The transcript has 16 exons. Gene Ontology annotation, molecular function: microtubule binding. Bases 1782 to 5981 code for a protein of 1399 amino acids.
CCUUAAAAUGAGGAAUGAAGAACUGAAAGUAAGCAGCUGAGGCAGGGCUGGAGUGGCUGCAUCUGAGUCACAAGCUGUUCUGUUGCAGGAGGCUGUUAAAUUUUAUCUGCUCUUAAAAUUUUGCCAAAGCAAAGUGCUUUUCCAGUUGGUAAAGAAAAGUGCUUUUCACUCCUAGUGAAGUUGGAGGGACCGGCCAGCUGCACUCCCUUUGCAGAGAUAAGGGCUUAUCAUCUGCCAUCACCCAUAAGAGAGGCAGCAGCGUUUUGGGGAGCUUCACCAAGGCCAGUAAGCAGAAUGCAGUGUAUUCAGGGUACAAGUAUUUAAGCUGAGUACCAUCAGGAGGACUUCCUGGUGGUGACAGAUGAUGCUCUUUCAAAGCCAGUGGGAGAUUCGCUGCUGUUCUUGCAGGGCACCGUGCAUCAGGCCUGAGGCUGAGCAGCCCUGCAAGGACUCACAGACAAGUGGCAAAGGGUGAGUUUGAAUUAGGGUGAGUGAGACUGUGCCCGUACUGCAGGCAGGGCAUAGCUGAGCUCAUGUACUCUUUCCAGUUUUGGAUUCUCAGGGGAAAAAACAACUGGUCUCACAGGAAGAACCUGUGCGAGGUUUCAGUUGGAAGCAUGCUUUGGUUUAGGUGCUGAUGGCUUUUUUCCUCACCAAUUGACUGCCAAACUGUUCCUGACACUCAAAGCAGAAGGGAACACAAUUGUCAGCCCUUAUUCCUAUCCAUCAGAAAAUACUAAAAUGCAACAUUCCCCUCAUUUUCUAAACAUCUGUCCAUAUCUGUUCAGAAAGAUCUGAAAAGUGGUGUUCAGUGUGCCCUGUUAGUUCUUUAGCUGAAAUAUCUCCUUCCUCAGCAUGAUUCUGCUGUGCAUUUGUGCCCAUAACCAUCACUGGGUAUUUAUCCCAAUUGUACUCUUUGUUUUAAAAUACUUGCUGGGACAGUAGGUUUCCUGAUGGUCUCCUAGGUACCAUUGAACAGCAGCAGAAAAAUUCCCUGGGUUCUUCAAAUUAUUACAAUGCCCAAAGCAGAUUUGUCAUGUACUGUUUUCAGACAAGUUCCUUGCAAGGUUUCUUAUAUAUGGGAAGAUGGGGUAAUAGUGUUGAAAAUAAUAUGGCACUUGGAUCCAGCUUUAGGCGUCAUAAUAAGUGAUUUUCUUUUAGAAUAGUACUGAAUGCUAUUUACUGCUCCCACGGGGAAAGUAAAUAUAGAGCAGCUCCAUUCCUUUGGAAACUGGGUCACUUAUAAAGGGGAGGUGUUCAAUUUAUCCAAUUUAAUGGUAAGUGUGAAGCCUCCAUUUAAGCACCUUAAAGAGGUCCUCCGGGGACCUGUUAAACCCAACAGCCUCACCAUGACAGAUGCAGUUCCUGGUUCAAAAGGUUCCCAAACUGCUGAUUCCUGGAAGCAGGGAAGGUUUCCACCCUGGGGCUGUCUUCUAGGGCAAACUACCACCAAUGGAAGUAAAAUUUUUUUUCCCUGCAUUCUGGGUUGCCUGGAUUAACUGGCUUUCAUCCAGAGGGAACUUCACUGAUCUAUUUUGCUUUCGUUGAACCUCUCUACUGCAUGUCAUAAGGAUUUCCUAGAUCCAGAGGCUGCAUGAAAGACAACUGCGCAGCACAAAAAUGUGACUCUGACAAGCUUUCUGUCAAGGAAUUUUCUACUGAUCAGUUUAUCAUUUAAAUGUAUAACUGAAGCAUGCAUAAUAGUUAACCUUAUAGGGAAAGGAAAAAAGGUUUCUCAUUAAUUAGGACUGGCGAAAAAAGCAGUCACCUGAAGCUUCAAAAUGAGUGCUCCGUUAAUCCCAAACAAGUCAUGUUAUGCCCAGCUUCAGGAUAACUGCAGCGAAAUAAAAAAUAAUAAUGAAAGCAUAGUGAGUGUGGGGGAUCCCAAUGCCAACCAAAUCGUGACAAAAGUUAGAACCACUGAAAGGGACGUUAAGAAACGUGAUUUGAUAGAUGGGAAUAUACACACUGGAGGAUCAGAGAAAGUUACCCAUCUGAAUACAGAGCAGAGCAAACUUCUGACCUUCAAAGACUCUCGGACCUGUCACACCGGUGUACAGGAAAGUAAGCUGCCCACCACCACAAGCAAGGAAAUGGGGAAAGAUUGCAGGACUAGCGAAGCUAAGAAUAUAUCAAGGCAUAUCAGGAUUAGCCGAGGACAAAGUCUGUCCAAUUUAAAAAGCAGCACAAAUGAUGCCAACCUGGAGGUUAUUUCCAAAGGUGAUGUUGACUUCACCCAGAACUUUUCAAAGGGUAAAAUACCCAGGACUGUGGAGAUGGAGAGAAUAAAAAGGCUUUCUUUGGGAAGACCAAAUAAAUUCUCUCCUCAGUCUGAAACAUUUGCAAAAGACUCUGUUAGCCGCGUGUCGUGUAAACGUCUGCUUUCUGCAUCAUUGGACUCCAUCGACAGGUCGCACCAUUUGAUAGGAAAUACAGAAAAAUCACAAAAACCAUCCACGGAUCAUUUUCUUGGGAUGGUGUUUCAUCCACUUGACAAUACCUCAGAGGAAAAUACUGUAUGUUAUUCCAAACCAUCUACCUCAGGGAACAAGAAAAUAAGUAAACCAGAAAAUGUACCAAAUGUUAAUGUUGAAAGCACACUGCAUACUUCUCAUUCUCAACAUUCAACUGUUAAGCCCAAUGAGAUUGCUAGUAAAUCAGAAGCACAAUUAGGUCAGGGUGAUAAAAGUAAAAAACUGGAGCUUAAGACUGCACCUUCUCUACAAUCUAAAAAUACGUGUCAACAAAAGAUUGAGAGAAUUAUGCUGGUAGAGUUCUUGGGAUGUCAAAAAGAUGAAAAUACAGCAACACAGGAACAGAAAGGCUCUGGGUCUGACGCAUCAAAAUUUCAAGCAUCUCAUCUUCAAGACAUCUGUAAUAAAGUAGAGGAUCCCUUGUCAAACCAGGUGGUAACCUACCCUGAUGACAAAUUGUUAAGUGAUAACAGCAGCAUGCAUGGGGAGGGGAGAGGAAGCAGUGAUAGUGACAAAAGGGCAACUAGCCAGGCUGGUGAAGAAUAUUUUACGGAUGAAGAAGUGGAAACAAUAUUCCCACUCACCCGCGACAGUAAAUCCAGUGACAAAGUGACACCUAGAAAAAAUGAAAAUUUACAUGAAGUUGACACAGGUUGCACUGAAACAGUUGGUGAACAGAUAUCUCUUACACAUAACAUUAAUCUACCUGACAGCAAACCCUUGAAAUUUAAUGAGAAUAAACUGACGCUAGUCAAAGGAAACACUGAGGAUGCUGCCAUGCCUGCUUCUGAUCUCUCAGAUCAGCAUGGGGCGUGCAGUACAGACACAGUGUCAAACCAGCAACCUGACAACCAUGACAGCGAUCCAGAAACCCCGAGCUUUUCAGUUCCAAGUAAAAAGACAGCUAAUGCACAGAAACAUCCUCCAGCCGAAACACCAGAGAGUUGUAAGGUUUCAGCAAAGGCUGAUGCCUUUUUAUGUGUCCCAACCCCUGUGCGCCCGGUGGCAACACUGGAUGUUAAUAGUCAGCCCACACUAUCAAACAGUAAUUUGAAGGACCUUUAUGCACUUCAUGUUGACAAACUGUCACCCUCCUCAGUCCUACCUCCCAUUGACAGUACGCAGUUGUUAAACAUAUCCCCUAAAGUGCCUAUCAAGACUGCUUGCAGCAGCGCCAUCCCAAAACCUAUCCUGGUUCACUCCAAGGGCUCCCUCACAGAUAAGGUGGAUGUGGACAGUGACUGCAGUGAAAAGCUGGAAGAAAGCAUUGAGAUAAAACCUGCCAUACCCAGGCCCAAACCUGUGAGACCUAAAAUCAUCACAUACAUUAGGAGAAACCCUCGUUCCAUAGAGCAGCUUGAGCCUUCAUUUGCGCCAGCAGGCCUGCCCUUUGGUACCCCUGCCUGUGGCAUGCCCACCUCUACCGAGCAGAAGGUGUCCAAUGGAGGGGAGGCAAAGCCCCCCAGCAUCCUGUAUGAAAAGUUUAAACCUGACCUCCAGAAACCAAGACUCUUCAGUUCUGGUGUUGUGGUUUCAGGAAUUAGGCCCCCUGGCCACCACUUCGGUCCAAUGAGUGAGAAGUUUCUGCAGGAGGUUGGGGAGAGGCCUGCGAAAGAUGAAUUUUGCCCUCCACCAUAUACGCACUACGAGGUCCCACCAAGUUUUUAUCGAUCUGCCAUGAUACUCAAGCCACAGUUAGGACUGGGUGCAGUGUCCAGGUUACCAUCUGCAAAAAGCAGGAUUCUCAUUGCAAGUCAAAGAUCCUCAGGUAGCUGUCUCCAUCAGCAAGGAGAAAUAACGAGUGCACCCAGCCUCUAUCAUCCUGAUGCUUCAGUUGAUCUUAAGAAAGGCUCAUGUCCAAGUGCUGCAAAGUCAAAUCUCCCCAAGCCGUGCCAGUCUGGACUUCGUCCUCCAGGUUAUUCACGGUUGCCAGCAGCUAAGCUGGCUGCAUUUGGUUUUGUCAGGAGCUCAAGUGUAUCCUCUGUCUCCAGCAACCAGUCGAAUGACAGUGCUCAGAGUGAUCAAAGCAGGACAACCAACCGUUCCAGCUUUGGAAACGAAGAGCAAACCGCUCCUAAGGCGUCCGCACCUUCUAAAGACAUCCCCAAAGGGGGGAGCAAGAGCACGACACAGGUAUCGAGCACCAUAGCGACUCCACGCAGGAGCUUACUUCCAGCACCAAAAACUGCCACAGCACCUGCUGGUCUGAAGAAAGAAGUGCAAAAAGAUCAGGAGUCUAACAGACCAGCUGUCUCAUCCCCUAAGAAAUCAGCAGUAACAGCCACCAAGCUCCAUUCACCAGGACAUCCCAAGCAAAGGCCAGCCACCCCAAAGAAUGGAUUCUCCCCCAAACCAGGAGAGAGUCGAGAUGCUGAAAAGCAGUUUGUUCAGAGACUGAAGGAAAAGUGUGAUGAGCAGUCCCGGCAAUUAAGCAAUAUUCGAGAUGAGCUUAAAAAGACCAGCUGUGGAUUUGAUGUCUUUGCUAUAACAACACAGCACUUUUUCAUGCAGAAUGAAAAUGCCCUUGUGAAAGUAAAGGAGUUAGGAGUCGAGCUUGCAAAGAUCAGGGAUGAAAUUGCCCUCAACACAGCGAGAUGGAAGAACCUACAGAGUGAGAAGGAGGAGCUGGAAAAGCGCUUUGAGGAGGAGCGGCAGCAGCUUCGCAGGCAGCAGCAGGAGGAGCUGCAGGCGCUGGAGCAGCAGCUGAAGGAGGAGGACAACACUGAGAAGGAGAACCUGCAGGAGCAGCACAGCCUGCAGCUGGAGCAAGUCAAAUUGCAGCAUCAGGAUCAGGUGGAAGAUAUCACCGCUUCACAUGAGGCUGCCAUCUUACAGUUGGAAAAUGACCAUAUAGUUGCCAUUACGGUGCUGAAGGAUGAGAACGACUGGAAGAUUCAAGAACUGAAUACUGGUCACAAGCUGGAAAAGGCACAAUUAGAAGAGAAUUUUGAAAAACUGCGUCUGUCACUCCAGGACCAGAUAGACACCCUCACCUUCCAGAACCAAUCUCUUAAGGCCAAAGCAGACCGAUUUGAAGAGGCUCUGAAGAAAAACACCGAGGAACAACUGAAGAUUGUACGAGCUCCAUAUCUGCACAUAGAAGAAGAUCUGAAGAGCUUAAAACAUGUUCUGGAAAUGAAGACCCAUCAGAUUCACCAACAGGAGAAGAUGAUUAUGGAGCUAGAAAAACAGGUUGAAAAAAAUUUUAAACUGGAAGAAAAAAUCACUGUGCUGCAGCAGCAGAAUGAAGAACUCAGAGCCAGAAUUGAGCAAAAUACUGUCAUAACAAGGCAAUUAUCAGAGGAGAACGCUAAUCUUCAAGAAUACGUUGAGAAAGAAGUGGAGGAGAAGAAGAAGCUGAGCAGGACUAAUGAAGAGCUCCUCUGGAAGCUGCAGGAGGGAGAAGCUGUGAGCCCCGUGAAACUCCCACCCGCGUCGUCCACUUCUUUUCAUCGCUGCGCAUCCGGGGACUCCUCUCCAGCUAAAGUCAGAACCUUGCGGCGGUGAUUUCGCCCCAGCGCGCCAAAGGUCCCCUGCCUUUUAUGCAUUUCCAAUCUGCUAAAUGUUACCAUCCAAGGAAGUCUUACCAUCAUCAGGCGCCCAGGGCUCAUGGCUGCAAGCGUGCUUGGUAGCUGCAUAGCUUUACACUAGGCAGGGUACUCUUACAGUCCCCAUAUAGGAGAUCUUGGUUCUGACGUGGUGAUGAGGGUAGCAAAGAAGACAGCAAAAAGCCAGGACAGCAGAAGGUUAGAAUAGCAAAGCGGUUAGUUUGAUGUAUUAAGAUUUUAACUAUGGUUAGAGCCAAAAGUUGGAAAAUACUAUAUUAAUGGUUCAUCAGAAUGAACUUUUGCUGCAGUAUUUCAGGUUAGUUACAAAUACAGUUCAAGUUGUUAAUAUUUCUGUAUAUGUGUCUGUGUUUAUAUACAUGUACGUAUUGUACCUUUAUACCUAUAUAUAGACGCACACACAUAUAUACGUAGUUGAAGAUGUUCUGAAUUGCAUUUUUUUAUAUUAUUGGAUACUAUUAAGUGCUGAUAUAUUUUCAUGACAGUCAGCAGUUUUCUAACUCGUGCCUAAGACUUGUAUCUAAAUGAAAAGCAUUUCUGUUUAGCUUCCCAGGAAUAUUUAUACCCAAUGUAGAAGAAAGUUACACAGAAGUAGAAGCGCCUUCCAAAUGACCACCAAGUGGUACUCUAUUUAACAAGAACACCAGCGACUUUGAAAUUUUGAGACAGUACUGCCUUUGAAACCAUCACCUUUGCAUUGAACACCAGACCAGAUACGCAUACUACUCACUGCUUUUUAACUCUUAGCAUCGAUAUUGUAAGUGGACAUAGUAUAGAGAUGAGAAACCUGAGGGUUUUAGCAAAUUUGGUAGAGGUUACUGGUUAACGUGUUUCAAUUUUAGUGACUUUAAAUCCUAGUUAGGUCUUGUCUUAUUUUACCUUGUCCUGGUUUGAAUACAACUAAAAUAUCUGGUUGUAACUGCCUCUCCAUUUUGAUUUAUUUUAAGUCCCAUAAGCAAGAAGGAGAAAAUAAGUUAUUCAACCUUGAUCUUUGCUGGCCAAGAGGUUUCCAGCAUUAGGAUGAGAUACCAGGCACCUGCCAGGGCUCUAGGUUCCUCCCAUCUGAAACACCAAACAGAGCGCAGCGGACUACAUGGGCGCAAAUGAGGUCAGAAUUUCUUUCCUUCCACAUAUAUACAUUAUUUCACGUUGCUAAAGCUUGCCCAAAGUUACAGAGCACUUUUUGAAGAUUCAUGGAAAAGAGUGGCUAAACUACCUUUAACUUUCCCUGCCUAGAAGCAAAAAAAAAAAAAAAUUCACCCAGGGUUGGGGUGACCCCCACCCACCCAAAGGGGUGGUGAGGCUGAGGAGUGGCUGGGAUGGGACGGGUGCAGGGCCCUUGUGGGCACUGCUCGCAAGAAAAAAAUAUGCCUGAGCAUAAUUUAAAAAGAGGAAAAAAGAAAGAAAAAGAGAUCUGUGGGAUGCUUUUCUAUCCAGCUUGUGGCAGAGAGCCUGAGUGUGUUCCUGGUCUGAGCACCGGGGUCAAGGCAAGCGAGAGACCGUACGUGCAGCAAACCCCUGGGGUGGGGGAGGGCGGCUCUCCUUCCCACCCGGCUCUGCUUCAGCUUUCCUGGGAAGUCCUCAGGAUUCACAGACUGCAGCUUAGAUACAGCUUCAACCAUCAUCAAAGCGCCUGUGGCCUGUUCCACAGCACUUAAAAAAAAAAAAAAAAAGGUGGGUUUUUUUUCUUCUUUUUAGAGAAAUUUAUUUUUGUAGCAGCUUUUGCAUGAUACUGAGUAAACUGAGCAUCUUGUUAGAAUAGAUCCUGCCACACCAACUACUACUGUUGAAGUGCAUUACUAGAUUUUAGUGUGUCCAGCAAAUACAACCUGAAAGUAGAAUAGAUGCCUAACACACACGCAUACAAAGCCCCUCCUUGCCAAGUACAAUUUUAAUCACUUUCACACGUGCUAAAUGCCCAGAUACCUGCAAUAUCUACUGCAUUGUUAUGUUGCAGUCUGCCCAUGCAAUUCUGAGGCAAUGAGAUCAUAGAACUAUAGAAUGGUUCAGGUUGGAAGGGACCUUUAAAGACCAUCAAGUCCAACCCUCCUGCCAUGGGUACGGACAUCUUUCAGCAGAUCAUGCUGCUCAAAGCUCCAUCCAACUUGACCUUGAACACUUCUAGGGAUGGAACAGCUACAACUUCUCUGGACAACCUGUUCCAGUGUCUCAUCAUCCUCAUUGUAAAUAAUUUCUUUCUUAUGUU